Messenger RNA from Stegodyphus dumicola, 861 nucleotides. RefSeq names its product Translocon-associated protein delta (gene Tapdelta). Lineage: Eukaryota; Metazoa; Arthropoda; Arachnida; Araneae; Eresidae. The record is from RefSeq and is a predicted model, not a curated record. Gene Ontology annotation, cellular component: membrane; endomembrane system; endoplasmic reticulum.
ACUGGACUUCUUGUAGCGUAGUUUUGUGUAUGUGGCUAUCGACGUGUAAUUUCCAGUAACCAGAUUUUUAACUUUCGUGACUUCGCGCUUCGUAACAGCAAAAUGCGUUCACUGGUAUUGGAACUGUGUAUCCACUUUUCUGCCUUCCUCUUUGCGUUAGGUGAAAUAUGCAAAUCUCCUGUUGUGAAUCCAUCAAUAUACACAACAACAGAUGGCAUGGUUGUGUCUGAAGUCGCUUUAAUAACAGAAUUUUCUGUUACAUGUGAUGGAAGUGCAAAGGACUUUACAUUGUAUGCUGAUGUAAAAGGAAAUGCAGUACCAGCUGUAAAAUCUGCGGGUAGCUCAAAAUAUCAAGUCAGUUGGACAGAAGAUUCAACUAAAAUAAGUUCAGGUAAUCAUGGAAUUAAAAUAUAUGAUGAAGAAGGUUUUGCAGCACUCAGAAAAGCUCAGCGGCAAGGAGAAGAUGCAUCAGGAUUACCAUCAGCUUUCUCUGUUUCUGUGUAUCAUCGGGGUACAUAUUAUGGACCAUGGGUGCAGAGCGAGUUUCUGGCAGCUGCUUUCAGCAUCAUUUUGUGGUAUAUAGCAUUCUCAGCUAGGUCAAAGCUAAUAUCAUAAUUCCCAUACAGCGUGUAAUAGGCUUUAAAGAAAUGUGUAAAAAAUAUGACAUAAAAGCAAAAUGCAUUGAAAGAAAUAAAGGAAUUUUAAUUAUUUUUUAAUAAGAUAUUUUUUGUCUAUUUUUGAUUUAAUAACGGUAAACGUACAAUUGCAUAAAAAAGUCAUAGUCAAAUGAUAAAUUGUAAAGAAUUUCAUUAGAUUCUAAAGAAUAGCUGAUAAUAUAAUAAAUGAAAACACUUAAAAGGC